Messenger RNA from Panicum virgatum (switchgrass), 3908 nucleotides. RefSeq names its product pentatricopeptide repeat-containing protein At1g09410, mitochondrial-like. Gene Ontology annotation, biological process: RNA modification. Bases 47 to 1726 code for a protein of 559 amino acids. Gene Ontology annotation, molecular function: RNA binding; protein binding. The transcript is spliced from 4 exons. Lineage: Eukaryota; Viridiplantae; Streptophyta; Magnoliopsida; Poales; Poaceae. The record is from RefSeq and is a predicted model, not a curated record.
CAUCUGUCAAGCUCGAAGUGGCCUCGGCGAUACCCAUGCUGUCCCGAUGCGCCCGCUCCCCAGCCCCGCCACGCUCGCCGCCCGCCGCCUCCUCCGUGACAACCAGCGCAUCAGCGAGCUCGCCCGCGCCGGCAACCUUGCCGCGGCGCGCCGGGUGUUCGAUGCGAUGCCGCGGCGCGACGUCGUCUCCUGGAACGCGCUCCUCACCGCGCUCUGGCGCGGCGGGCGAGACCACCUGCCCGCCGCGCGCCGCCUCUUCGACGCCAUGCCCGCCCGCAACGUCAUCUCCUGGAACUCGAUCGUCGCGGGGUGCCUCGCGCACGGUGACCUGGCCGCGGCCUCCGCCUACUUUGCGCGCGCCCCGGUGCGGAACGUGGCCACGUGGAACGCCAUGCUCGCGGGGCUCGUCCGGCUCGGCCGCCUGGAGGACGCGGAGAGCCUGUUCGGUGAAAUGCCCGCACGGAACGUGGUGUCGUACACAACCAUGGUGGACGCUCUCGCCCGGCGCGGGGAGGUGGCGAGGGCGCGGGACGUGUUUGACUCAAUGCCCGAGAGGAACCUCGUGUCGUGGGCAGCGAUGAUCAGUGGCUACGUUGAGAACGGCAUGUUCACCGAGGCAAGGGAACUGUUUGAGGCUAUGCCGGAUAAGAAUGUUGUGGCGUGCACUGCGAUGAUCACUGGGUACUGCAAAGAGGGGGAUGUGGAGAGCGCAAGGAGGCUGUUUGAUGGGGUUCUUGUUAAGGAUGUCAUAUCCUGGAAUGCUAUGAUCUCAGGAUAUGUUCAUAAUGGAUACGGAGAAGAAGCUAUGAGACUGCACGUGGUAAUGCACAAAGAAGGUGUAAAACCAGAUCAUGCAACAAUUAUUGCAGUCCUGACUGCAUGUUCUGCUCUUGCUUUGCUCAGACAAGGAAAGUCCGCACAUGCUAUUGCCAUCAAAACAUUGUUAGAAUCUAGCACCUCUUUUUCUAAUGCUUUGAUGACAAUGUACAGCAGAUGUGGCAGUGUGGGUGAAUCAGAGUUAGUCUUUGUAAAUCUGAAAAGCCAGGACAUUGUUUCUUGGAACACAAUAAUUGCUGCGUAUGCGCAACAUGGUAAAUAUCAGAAAGUUAUCGCACUAUUCCAUGAGAUGGAAGUCCGUGGGCUCACUCCUGAUGACAUUACCUUCCUUAGUGUGUUAUCAGCAUGCGGGCAUGUUGGCAUGGUGGAUGUAAGCUUGAAAUUGUUUGAUCUGAUGUCAUCCAAAUACGGAAUAUCUCCAAGAGCUGAACACUAUGCUUGUAUUGUGGAUAUACUGAGCCGAGCGGGGCAAUUGGAGAAAGCUUGUAAUUAUAUAAAAGAGAUGCCAUUAGAAGCUGAGAAGAAUGUUUGGGGUGCCUUGCUUGGAGCUUGUCAGACACAUGGUUAUGUGCAGCUGGGCGAACUUGCAGCUAAGAUGCUCGUUCAGUCAGACUCCGAAAAUUCAGGGCCUUAUGUGAUGCUUUCAAACAUAUAUGCGGCUGCUGGCAUGUGGGGUCAAGUCAAUCAAAUAAGAGGUCGGAUGAAAGAAAGAGGGGUGAAGAAACAACCUGGAUACAGUUGGACGGAGAUUGCUAAUGAAGUUCAUAUGUUUGUGGGUGGUGAUGCAUCUCAUCCGGAGAUGAGCAAGAUCAUAUCUGAGCUGAGAAAAAUCAACUUCCAUAUGAAAAUGGUCACCAAUGAAACUCAUAUAAUGGCAGAACUGGCAUAAGAAUGUGGCUGCUACUUCUGAUAGUCUCCAAGUUUUUAUGCCAUUUGAAACACCCACUCUACCCAAUCGCUAGUCAUGACUCAUGAGUUCAAGGAUCAGAUUUCUACGGAGUAGAUUAUCCACCUUGGUUACAUGUAUAUCAAGCAUGGCUUCUAAUCAGACAAGUCUAGUGGGUAUCGCAAUGAUGACAACUAGGUUCUUCACAAUAAAUAAAUGAGGAGGUCGUGGCAACUUGAUGGUUGGAAGUACAAAUUACAAGGAACAUAUGAACAAUUUUUUUCAGGCUUCCCAGCAAUAUUUAGUAAGAUGGAUGGCUAGUUGGAUCAAUUGAUCCAAAUUAAGGAUUCUUGAUGUCCUCCAGGCGAGUAGAUCUUUGAACAUCAAAAUACACAUCAUCUGCUGCCACUGAACUUUCUUUCAUGUCACCUCGCUUGGCAUCCCGAGGAGAUGCUUCUGCUGAGGUUCUGGUCGAUUCUGAACUGAACAUAGCAUCAAUCAUAUCCUUCAACUCUUUAAUACUACUCUGUGCUGCUGCCUCACUGAUCUUAAGGGAUUCAUAUUCUUGCUUGAUACUCUGUAAGGCACUCUCUUUCUCGAAGAUGUGUUCAUUAAGGCGAGAGUUCUCCAUCCUGGCAAUCUCCAGUGAUUCCCUUGCUACAUUAGCUUCACCCACCGCAUGCUUCAGCAUUUCCCUCAGCCUAGAAUUCUCAUCUCUGAUCACCCUCUGUGAUUCAAUCAACGUCUCAUUCUCUUGCUUUCCUUUACUUAGCUCCUCCUCAAACAUCUUGAUGCAAUCAACGAGUCCCCUCUCUUUCUCUUUUGAUGCUGCUGCCAAUUCAUCUGACUCAACCUUUAGUCGCCCUGCCUCUUCCAGUGCCAACUGGAGCUUGUCUGCUGCAUUUUCUAACGAGGCUUUCAAGCUCUCCACUUCAGUCCUCGCGUUAUUCAACUCAGAUUGUGCCAACAGAAGCUUCCCUUUUGCCUCUCUGGCCUCUGUGCUUUGCUCUUUCAAGGCUAUGGCCAGGUCAUUCAUGGCCUUCUUGCACUUCUCCUCGGAUUCCACAGCGAGCUUGAGCUCUCGCUGUAGUGACCAUGUCUCCACUUCACCCGGAUCAGCAAAGGAGAAGGACAUCACACCCCUUCUCCUCAAAUUCUUCACUGGCUGCUUACCAGGAUUAAAGGCUUCUAAACUUUUGCUGCUGUCUCUUAGUGAAGCUAUCUCAAGCUUGGCCUCCUCCAGAGAUACCUUGGUCUGCUCAAGCUGCUUUGUUUGGGCCUCCAAAGACAGUAGCAUCUUCUUCUCUGAAUCUCUUGCAGCCUCCAGUUCACCUUCCAACUGCUGUAAUCUGUCUGCAAGGUCCAACUGCCCUUCGGACCCAUUGCUUUUCAACUUUUUGUUCCUAUUCGUGUUCAUCUUCCUGAGCUCUUCGAUCUCAUCUAGGGCACGUGCCUUCUCCUCUUUCUCCUUCCUCAGCUCCUCCUGCAGUCUAUUUAGUUGUUUUUGCAUGUCCGAUUCGUCCAAGAAGCCUGAGUCUGGAACUUUGUUGCCAUUGGAAGAUGAUCUGACGCAGUCAACAGAAACAAAACUCAUAUCGGUUCAUGGAUUGAUGGCAGGAACCAAAACAAGAAGGGGAGAAAAAGAAAGAUCAAGAAGCGAUCUCAGUUCAUGAAGAUCGACUUGCCAUGAAACAUGAUCCCUGGAUCCAAGAAAGACUUUGUGAACUAGUAGCAGUACCGUAUACAUACCUGGACCUGAAAGAAAACAUGUUCUCCGAUCGAGAAUCCUGCGGGCAGGCUUCCCCUCCAGAAAGAACUGCAAGCGGCAACCUGGCUCAGACAAUCAACCAACCAUACCGCUCGUCGACUCGCGCUGCUCCUAUGAAACGAACACCCAACUUUUAAGUCAGAUGAUCACCGGAAAGUCGAUGUAUGCAAGACGCGUACAGGAGACCAGGUGUUAUCUCGCAGAGAGUUUUCUCUUUUGUUGUCGUCAGAGCAGAGGAGGAUGAAGCCAACCCUUAUUGGGGAAGGAUCGCGGCGGAUUGGUGUUGAAACGGUCGCACUCUCCGGAGCCGUCUCGACGGGAGUGAACGCACAGGUACAGAUUACAGAGACGGUCCAAGUUUCGUACUAUAUACCUAGAUUUUAUUUAUUUAUAUGCUGCGUACCAGUUGGGUUGGGU